Molecule: messenger RNA, 3737 nt
Organism: Xyrauchen texanus (razorback sucker)
Lineage: Eukaryota; Metazoa; Chordata; Actinopteri; Cypriniformes; Catostomidae
Gene: msh4
Product: mutS homolog 4
Exons: 24
Coding region: 309-3110 (933 amino acids)
Biological process (GO): mismatch repair; reciprocal meiotic recombination
Cellular component (GO): nucleus
Molecular function (GO): mismatched DNA binding; ATP binding; ATP-dependent DNA damage sensor activity
Source: RefSeq, a predicted model, not a curated record
GCUGUGAUAGUGAUCACAGUGUAUGAGGAAGUGUUCUUCUGUCUCCACCUCUCUCUGAGAGCACAGAGAACACAGUCUCUGCUCUCUCGGCUGCCACCUCUGCCGGUGCCGUCCUCUCUCUACAGCCAGACAGUGGGCACUCAGCCUGUAUCUGGUCAGGGUCUUUCUCACUUUAUGCUCUUUUACACAGCUCAGAUAGUGCUGUGCUGCUCUGGCUGUAGUUUGAGCAUCAGCUGUGAGAGUGCGCUCCGGGGCCGGUUCUGCUCCUGACACCGCAGGGCUUCGGCCUGCUCUGUGAAGGGGAACAGAUGUUGUGUAGCAGCACAGAGGAAGUGACACCGGGUUCAAGUUCAGAGCCCGGGCCAAGCAGCACUUCUGUAACCCCACAUGUAUCAAGUCUCCCGACCAUCUACGGUCAGGUCAUGUGUAGACAGCGGCAAGAUCCUCUGUCAUCUUCUGUCCUUCAGAUCUCACAUGGAUCAGAUGAUGUCAGGAACAGUCUGUGUCUUGGAUCAACUGCUGCAACUGAUACUGGUGCUCAGUCAUCUGUGUUCACUGACACAACACCAGUUGGAGCUCAAUGCCAGCUAAAUAUAAGAGGAGCAAACAGAAUCAGCUCUUCUGUGGGUUCAUCUGCUCUGACUGUCCUGUCCAGGAGCUUCAGCACUCCACGUCUGAGGACCACACCUGCACUCACACACCAUGGCCGAACCCCUCAGAGAGACAUUAACAUGACGACAUCUUCAUCAGCAUCACUGUCACAUGGCGCCUCUGUGAUAGUGGCUGUGGUUGAGGGUCGUGGUUUAGCUCGGGGGGAGAUUGGCAUGGCCAGUAUCAACAUGAAAUGCCCAGAGCUGGUGCUUUCACAGUUUGCAGACACUGGAACUUAUGCCAAGGUAAUUACCAAGCUGCAUAACUUGAUGCCUGUUGAGAUUUUAAUGCCAGACACUGCUAGUGUGAAAGGACAAGGAACCAAACUCUACAAGCUCAUCACCGAGACCUUCCCGUCAGUCUCGUUCACUGCUGUUCUAAGAAAGCACUUCAAUGAGAAGAAGGGCCUAGAAUAUAUAGAGCAGCUCUGUGUCCCUGAAUUUAGCACUGUUCUGAUGGAGGUGCAAACCAAAUACUACUGCCUGGCAUCUGCAGCUGCCCUACUAAAAUACUUUGAGUUUGUUCAGAACUCAGUAUUUGCUCCUAAGUCCUUGAAAGUGACCUUUACAGGCAGCGAGCAGACUACAAUGAUUGACGCAGUGUCAGCCAGCAAUUUGGAACUAGUAGUGAACAACAGAGAUCACAGAAGUGGGCACACUCUAUUUGGGGUCUUAAACUACACUAAGACUGCUGGUGGGGAGCGGAGGCUACGCUGCAAUAUUCUUGAACCCCUGCUGGAUGUGGACACUAUUAACUCUCGUCUGGACACCAUACAGGAGCUUUUACAGAAUGAGGAGCUCUUCUUUGGUUUGAAGAAAGCCACUGCACACUUCCUGGAUAUAGAUGAGCUUCUGUCUGCUCUUAUUCAGGUCCCAAAGCAAGAGACGGUAUCAGUGGCUGAAGCAAAAAUAACACAAGUAAUCCAGCUGAAGCACACUCUAGAACUGGUCCCGUCACUGAAGGGCCUGUUGAAACACUCCAAAACCGCCCUGUUGCAAGCAUAUUAUACCUCGCUUGAAGACAGUAGAUUUAAAAGCAUUCUGGACCAGAUAAAAUCAAUGAUUAAUGAUGACACCAGCUACAUGAAAGGCAGUCUGAACAUGCGCACACAGAAGUGCUAUGCUGUGCGGCCCAACGUCAACGAGUUCUUAGACAUUGCUCGGCGAGCCUACACAGAGGUAGUAGAUGACAUAGCAGGAUUGGUGAAUCAGCUUGGUGAAAAGUACAGCCUACCCCUCCGGACAAGUUACAGCAGUGUUCGUGGCUUCUUUAUACAGCUGAGGCUGGAGGGUGGGGUUUUACCUGGGGGGAAGUUACCAGACGUGUUCAUCAAAGUGAGCAAGCAGAAGAGCAACUAUGGCUUCACCACUGUAGACCUCAUGAAAAUGAAUGAUCACUGUGAGGAGGCUUUGAAGGAGAUUUUCCACAUGUCUUAUAUGGUGGUGUCCAGGUCAUUGAGUGAGGUCUAUGAACAUAUCCACUGCCUGUACAAACUGUCUGAUGCUGUUUCUCUGCUGGACAUGUUGCUCUCUUUGGCUCAUGCUUGCACUGUCUCAGACUAUGUGCGUCCUGAGUUCACUGAUACAUUGGCGAUAAAGCAGGGUCGCCACCCCAUCCUGGAGCGCAUUUCUGGGCAACAACCCAUCUCCAACAACAGCUACAUAUCUGAGGGAAGCAAUUUUGUCAUCAUAACAGGCCCCAACAUGAGUGGCAAAUCCACCUACCUCAAACAGGUGGCCCUCUGCCAGAUAAUGGCUCAGAUAGGUUCCUUUGUGCCUGCUGAGUAUGCCUCUUUUCGAAUUGCGGAUCAGAUUUUCACCAGAAUUGGAGUAGAUGAUGACUUUGAGACCAACUCCUCCACGUUUAUGGUUGAGAUGAAAGAGGUGUCUUAUAUCAUCCACAAUGCAAGUGCCAAGUCACUUAUUAUUAUCGAUGAGCUGGGUCGAGGCACUAGUCCAGAGGAGGGCGUUGGUAUCUGCCACAGUAUCUGUGAAUUCCUCAUAAAUCUAAAGGCCUUUACACUGUUUGCUACACACUUUCUUGAGCUAUGCCAGCUGGAAACUCUUUAUCCCAAUGUGGAGAACCAACACAUGCAGGUUCAGCAUGUCUGCAGAGGAGAUGGCAGAGCAGAGAGAGUAGAGUAUACAUAUCUGCUGAGCCAAGGCCACUCAGAGGAGCGCAACUAUGGUAUAAGAGCAGCGGAGAUGACUGCACUACCAACCGGCAUUAUUCAGGAGGCCAAAGCUUUUGCUGCCAAAAUCAACCAAAGGCUAUGGGCUGAUCAUCAAAGUGACCCUGCCACUUGCAAAGAGAGGGCAGUGUAUCGUCUAGCCACCAGAUUGUUACAGACAGCCCGUAACUCACGAUUAGACUCUGAGAGUUUACGUCAGUACCUGAAAAGCUUGAAAAGACACUAUGAGGCUGAAAUACAGAGCAUUUCAGAGUCCAUAGAGGAGUGAUGCCUGGGUUGAGGAAAGGGACAAUGAGACAGGGCAAAAGACUAAAGACUCUUCUUGACCAGAGCCAGUGAGGAAAUACCUUAUGCUGAUCACAUAUAAAUAUAUAUUUUUGUUUUAUUCAUAAAAUACCUUUUCAUUUUGUUCAUAUUGUUAUUAAUUGUUCAUUGUUAUUAAUUGUUGUUUAAAAUAUUAGUUCUACACUGUUCAUAAAAUACUCGUUUUCACUGUGUUUAAAUUAAUGAUUGAUGUUUAAAAAAGGCUAUUAAAAAACAAUAUCAGCAUUUUUGUGAUUUAUUGUCAUGAACUGGAGAACAAAAUAACUACCUGUGAUGGUCAAAUCACAGCAGGACAUUCACCUGUAUCUUUCUAACUAAUGGCUUUCAUUAUGAUGCAAGUCAAACAUUUUGUGCUUUAAAUUUCUCCUUGGUCAAACCAAUAGAGUGCCGAAGUUAUGACGUCACUUUGUAGGACAAUUCUGAAGUUGGCGGCGCAUGGGUUCCCUCGAUGGAAAAGCUAUGCAUUUUCCCCAUAGACUUUUGGAAAAUCGCAAAAAAUAAGAUCUGUGUUCAACAAAGAGUUGUGACCCUUACACGCUUUGUCUAUCAAGAUAAUAUUUACAAGUUAAUC